Molecule: messenger RNA, 1843 nt
Organism: Harpegnathos saltator (Jerdon's jumping ant)
Lineage: Eukaryota; Metazoa; Arthropoda; Insecta; Hymenoptera; Formicidae
Gene: Nup58
Product: nuclear pore complex protein Nup58
Exons: 7
Coding region: 188-1702 (504 amino acids)
Biological process (GO): nucleocytoplasmic transport
Cellular component (GO): nuclear pore
Molecular function (GO): structural constituent of nuclear pore
Source: RefSeq, a predicted model, not a curated record
UAUAGUGCUGCCAUUUAUCACAGAAUUCUUUCAUAGGUACCAAACAAGUUAGAUCUGAUUAGAUUUAUAUCUUAUGAAGCGUAAGAACGUGAAAGAGAAGAGUUGUAAUUGUUUAUCAUUGUGACGUGUUUAUAUCAUCAAAGUUAUUCAUUGUGUGUGCAACACAUUUAUUUACGGUAGAAAAAAAAUGGCAUUUACAUUUGGCACUCCAGCAAUUACAUCUAAUAACACAGGUUUUGGAUUUGGAACGCAGAAACUAGCAACUGGUUUUAAUCUGAGCAAUACAUCAUUUGGUACUCCAACCACAACAUCAUUUGGCACUACCCCCACGACAUCUUUUGGUUCAUUAACGUUCAGUGCUCUCUCUACUCCAACAACGUCUAUGAAUCUCAAUUUUGGAUUUGGUAGCAUUCCGACAACUUCUACGCAAGCACAAUCUGGUAGUUUGCUCCUAGGAUCCAAUACAGCUAUCACAAUGACUACCGCACCUAGUUUAUUUCCCACUCCUAGCACAUCCGCACCUUUAUUCACAGGCCUUACCUUUGGGACAUCAGCUACAACAAGUGUCCCAACAUUUGGAGUUACAUCUAAUACACCUGCAACGGGAAGUUUGACUUUUGGAACCUCUACUACCAAUACUGUAUUUGCAUCUGGAACUGGAAGUAUUUUGCUAGGUACCAAGCCAGUAGUUGCCGCUACUACUACUACAACUAGUACAGGUCGAGGACUUGGUGGUUUGGACAUUUCUAUCAACAACAAGGGUUUAUCUCAAGGAAAUAGCAGUUCAACAGCAGCCAAGGAGAAUUUAUUGCCGAAUGAGUUUAUGCAAACCAUAGAUAAAUUCAAGGACUUUGUUAAAACGCAAAAAGUCCUAUCUUCGGACAUUGCGAGAGGCUCGGCGAGACCGUUGAAUCGGUGUUCUGAAGAUACAGCAUCUUUAAUGGAAAUUUUAUCUAUCUUGUCUGGUUCUGUGCAACGAGAUCGUUCUUUUGCUGAUAAACUGAAGCAGGACACGGCGAGGGCGCUACAAAAUGCAGAAAUAGCUCAAAGAACUCACGAUACUCCGCCGGGUUUACAGUACGAAAAUAACGCGCCUCUGCAGUUCUUCAUGGAAUUAGUUGAGAACUUUGAACACGAUCUGAUGUUAUUUAGAUCGCAAAUUGAGACAACAGAGAAACACAUACAAGCCAUGAUGGCACCCAGAACGCUAACGCCGCAAGAAUUGACAAUGGCCAUGAGUAAAUUACAUGAGUCUCUGGUAGCAGUCGCUGGCAGAUUGCAAAGUGUGCACGCUAAAGUGCAACAACAGAAGGAACAAUAUCUCAAUUUCCGGAAAUAUGUAUUGAAGGAUAAUACUAAUGUUUUCGACAACAUCAAGGAAAACAGUAAAUCUAAUCGGAGCAGUAUUGAAAAGAUUACAAGUGGUCCUACACCCUUUGGACCAGGAAAUAAAAGCUUUUUAUCGUCGACGGCAUUGAACUCAAACAGGCCGGCGAGUUAUGAAACACGAAAUUCUUUAGUUUGGGAAAACACAACACCGAUACAGUCUGCUACUAAUAGUGCUAUAGGCUCGUCUAUGAAACCACCGACAGCGAGUUUAAACUUUAACUCGACAACUAAUUUGAUUGCACCAGCGAACGAAUCCAGCUCGAACUUUCAGCUUCAGAAACCUCCAGUUGGUAAUAAACGGGGAAAACACUAAACCUUUGUCUCAGAUAUCUUUAUACUUCAUUAUCUUCACAAUCUCAAUUUUGUUAGUCCAAUUCACUGUACACAUUGGAAUAUUUCAUUCGCCAGACUUUGUUAACAUUUAUGAUAAUAAAGUAAAAAAAUUUGAAAGUAA